This is a messenger RNA of Funneliformis caledonium, 124 nucleotides long. The record is from the annotation of a GenBank genome assembly. Lineage: Eukaryota; Fungi; Glomeromycota; Glomeromycetes; Glomerales; Glomeraceae.
AUGACGGAUAAUACUUCACCACUUCUUGCUGCAACAACACAACCGGAUGAUACGGUUCCACACGUAUUUUUAAAUACUUCAAUUGGUAAUCCAUCUCAUUCAUGGGAUUCACCAACAACGCCUC